Molecule: messenger RNA, 1686 nt
Organism: Lachancea lanzarotensis
Lineage: Eukaryota; Fungi; Ascomycota; Saccharomycetes; Saccharomycetales; Saccharomycetaceae
Gene: TAF8
Product: LALA0S03e00122g1_1
Exons: 1
Coding region: 1-1686 (561 amino acids)
Biological process (GO): transcription initiation at RNA polymerase II promoter
Cellular component (GO): transcription factor TFIID complex
Source: RefSeq, a predicted model, not a curated record
AUGACAAACUCUGAACCAGACUCGUCACUUCAACUUGGAGAAUUUGGCGGCAGGGUUCAAUUGAAGCAUUUGCCAAAUUUAACUGAGAUAUCGAACAAGACUCUAGAGGAUCCGUUGAGAAAGAUUCUAGAGAAAGCAGUAGCACUUCAGCUCAAGGCAAUCAAUGACGAUGUUUCUGUUUCACAACUGGCCUUUGAAAAUCUCAUUCUACUAGUGGAAGAAGCGCUUUCCAGUAUGCUGGAGGACUUGCAUAAGGUUGCAAACAUCCAAAGACGACGUUGCAUAUCGAAAAAAGAUCUGUUACUGGUGAUAGAGGGCUAUAAUUUGACAUGCGCUGAUCUCAUGGUCGAGCAUGAGAGGUCUCGGUUUGUGAGGUCUCGGUGUCUGGACAAUGUGGAAAAAGUUGAAAGGGAAGGUAAAGAUGCCUUACAUAAGGAAAGAACUCCAGCACCCAAAGAAGAUCUUUUGCGCUCGUCACAUCCUGAGUUUUUUGAUAAGGGCAAAGGAAUUCUGAAGCUAGUACCACCAUCUGUGAAAGAAGCGAAGCAUGUACCCAAGUGGCUGCCUGAAUUUCCGCCAGAUCAUACCUACAGGUUCACAUCAUUGUACAAUAAACCCAUCACUGACGAGAGACAAAUGAAAAGAAAGCUAGCCGAGGAAUCAAAUCUUUCGGAGAAAGCAUUAAUCAACCUUUCGCGUCUCAGCAACGAAGAUUCUCAUUUAAACGUAGCGGACAACAACGAACUUUACCGCGAAAGCCAGGAAGAGACUCAAUUGAUCUUCAAACAGGUAAAGAAGUCGCGUGCUGCAAAUGUCGAUAAAGUAAAUGAUCUGCUAAGGACUCUGCCGCAAGACCACUAUAAUCUGGAAGAAUAUGCUCGAAGUCGAGUCGAGAUCACCAGACGACGGGUCAAGGACCAUGAAAGGCGUCUGUUACAAAUCCAAAAGGGGCCGUUUAUGAGAGCAACCCAACUUCUUUCCCCUUUUGUGAGUCAACGAGUAAAUUGUAAAGUAGCUGAAAAGGAAGUACGGUCCUUAUUGCAUCGGAGCUAUGUUGGCUUCUUAAAAACCGCCCCACUAGUGAAGGAGCAACGAAAACGGGAGAUAGCAGCAGCAGAACAGAGGAGAAUUGAAAGAGAAGAACAGUCAAAGAGGGAAAGAGAAGAGCGGAGCAAAAUGUCAAAGGAAUUCGAUGAGCUGGACUUGAACAAUUUGAACGAGGAUCCUUUUUUUGGUGGCCUCGGCAGUAGCGAUAGUGAAAACGAGCCUGAAGACCUUGACAAAGAUAAACAAGCGCCAGGACAGAAUGAAAUGCAACCGAAUGGUGGGGCACCGCCAUCUGAUGCUACGAUGCUAGCAUCUGUCGGCGAAGAACAGCCACCAGAGGCAGAAAAGCAACAGCCGAACGUUAGAGAUACGGAAUUUGGUUCAGAGCAACAGGAACUUGACGGUGGAGAAACAAAUUCAAAAGAUUCUGGAGUCGACGACAAAGAAGGCAGUGGAACGGAAAACACUGCAGAUAAGGACAAUAUCACACAUGAGGCCUCUGGUCUCAUAGUAGAUGGUAACGAACAGGGCAACAUGUCGCUAAUGAAUGAAAAUAGCAGUGAGGAUAUCAAGGGCCAAAAGCCAGACGACGGCAAUAAUUUAGCUUCCUCACAAGAAGAAGUUAUUUCUCCGGAAUAG